AUGAAGAAUGGCGAGAAAAUUCUGGAAAUUUCCAGAAAAGAACUAUGGAAAGACGGUGUACUGGACGACGAUUUCGAUAUCGAACUUAUCAACCAGAAAGGAUGCAGUGAAUCGUUCGAAGGUGUAGCCGUCGGUGCUGAUAUGUACCAUGUCCAGAAAGUUCGGGCCUUCAUAGGGCCUUACUGUAAUGCAGAAUUGGAUGCUGUAGCGAAAAUGGCCACUUUUUGGAACAUUCCUAUUGUUGGUUAUAUGGCUUCGUCAAAUGCGUUCGCUGAUAAAUCCAUCUACAAGACAUUGGCUCGAGUGUCAUUGAGAACGACAAAUUCAUUGGCUGAAGCAGUGGCGGCUAUUCUGAAUCACUACCGUUGGACCAGGGUUGGAAUUGCAACAAACACUGGCUCAUUGGCAUAUGAACGAUUUACAGCCUUCGAAGAAGUAUUUCAUCUGAGAAAAAUUCAAAUAACUAAAAAGGUGAUGUUUGAUGAGAACGCCGAUGCUAAAGCAAUGGAACAAAGUGGUUUUCUCGAUGAUCUAUCCAACAAUGCUAGAGUGAUCAUCUGCAUAUUUUCGUCGACACGCGAGAUGUCAAAGGAAUUCAUGAAAGCUGCCUACAACAGUAAAAUGAAUACCCAUGACUAUGUCUACAUACUUCCAUGGUUACAGGCUGAAAGUAAAGACACCGCACCAUGGAUUGGUGAGGACGGGCAGAUUCAGCAAAAUAUCAAGGAUCACUUUGCAAACUCACUCAUCAUUGACGACGUGAACGGAUUCGAUGACGUCCUGAUUACGCCGUUCCGAGAACGUGUGGAAGCGAACGGAAUGACUACCGAUGAUUUGGAUUUGAGCAACGUCUAUGGUUAUAUUCAUUUAUACGAUGCAUUGCGACUAUAUGCGACUGCAGUUCGCACAGCAAUGAAUCUGACUGGAAAUCCAAAUAUCUACCAGGAUGGCCGAUUCAUAUGGAAUCAGAUGCGACGUUUAACAUUCCCAGGUCUCGUCUCAGCUGCCGGUGUAAGUUCCGGGACCGUUAUGAUGGACGACAUUGCUGAACGUGCGCCAGUUUACGCAGCAUUUCACGUGGCAGCUAAUGUCGAUUUGGUGAGGAAGGUGAACGAAAUUGAACCCAAAUUGGUCGACAAUUGUGAUGGCCUAAAAACAAGGACUGGCUGCUUUGAUUUGCAAAUCACGGACAUUAUGACGGGAUUCUGGCCAUCACCGGACGGUGCAAUGCCAAAGGAAGAACCCGAUUGUGGAUUCCGUAACGAACGCUGUGACUAUACUAUGAUCAUUAUCGGUGCCAGCUUACUGGUCGUGCUGAUAGGUGGCAUCGUCAUCGCUCUCGUCAUUGUCCGAGUCUGUGAGAACCGUGCGUUGGCUAGAACACCGUGGAGGAUUUAUCGUGAUGAUUUCAGAACGAUUAACGAAGAUGAAGUUAAAUCCAUGUUAUCGAUUGGUUCAACGACGACAAAGCUGUCAAAUUCAACGUCGUUUGCAAAACAUCAUGCCGUAGUUGGCACGAACACCCAUGCCUCAUUCCAUGUUUACCCACAACGACGUCCAAUCGUUUUCAAAAGAGAAGACAUGCAGUUGUUGACAUUGAUGAAACAAUCAAUUCAUGACAAUCUGAAUCCUUUUCUUGGCAUGUCAUUCAAUGAAAAAGAUGAAAUGGUCUUACUGUGGAAGUUCUGCUCUCGUGGUACGGUGCAGGUACAGUCUGUUGAUUUCUCGUUUUUCGCUUUUGACAUUAUCUACAACAAGGACAUGGUCCUGGAUGCAAAAUUCCAUGGUGCUUUCGUCAGAGACAUCACAUUGGGUUUGGAAUAUCUGCACUCGUCUCCGAUUGGCUUCCACGGUUCUCUUACACCAUGGGCAUGCCUCAUUGAUCGAAACUGGAUGAUAAAACUGACAGAUUUCGGAAGCGAAAUACCUGCUAAAAUCCGAUUUUCGUCAAACGGAAAUUUUGGGAAAUGCAUACCAGAUGUGAGCGCUGGAUAA
This is a messenger RNA of Haemonchus placei, 1995 nucleotides long. NCBI's taxonomy places the organism in Eukaryota, Metazoa, Nematoda, Chromadorea, Rhabditida, Trichostrongylidae. The record is from the annotation of a GenBank genome assembly.